Messenger RNA from Saccharomycodes ludwigii, 2943 nucleotides. RefSeq names its product trifunctional formate-tetrahydrofolate ligase/methenyltetrahydrofolate cyclohydrolase/methylenetetrahydrofolate dehydrogenase MIS1 (gene MIS1). Gene Ontology annotation, molecular function: methenyltetrahydrofolate cyclohydrolase activity; ATP binding; methylenetetrahydrofolate dehydrogenase (NADP+) activity. Gene Ontology annotation, biological process: tetrahydrofolate interconversion. The record is from RefSeq and is a predicted model, not a curated record. Lineage: Eukaryota; Fungi; Ascomycota; Saccharomycetes; Saccharomycodales; Saccharomycodaceae. The transcript has a single exon. Gene Ontology annotation, cellular component: cytosol; mitochondrion. The coding region runs from base 1 to 2943 and encodes 980 amino acids.
AUGUUAAAUGCUAGAUACGUUAAAAGAGGCCUAUUCACAUUUAAAAACUCUUUGGUUCGUUCAAAAAAAAGUUCAAUUUUUAGGAUAAUAUUCCGUCCAAACAAUGUUUUCAACUUGUAUCACACUCUAUCUGGAAAAGAUUUAGCCAAAGAUAUUAGAAAAGAAGCAUUUCAAGAAAUUUUAAAUAUUAAGAAAUCACAUCCCAAUUUUAGUCCGACAUUAAAAAUUAUUCAAGUAGGUAGCAGACCCGAUUCUUCAACCUACGUCCGCGCCAAAUUAAAGGCUUCGGAAGACAGCGGUGUCAAUUGCAUAGUGGAAAAGUUGUCAGAAGACAUUUCUGAGUUUGAAUUAUUAAAUAAAAUUGAUAAAAUUAAUAACGAUGAUUCUAUACAUGGAUUAUUGAUUCAAUUGCCCUUGCCAAAGCAUUUAGAUGAAACUAAAGUCACAAAUGCAGUUUCUUAUACGAAAGAUGUCGAUGGUUUCCAUCGUUAUAAUGUAGGUGAAUUGUCCAAGAGGGGCGGCAAACCGUUUUUCAUACCAUGUACACCCAAUGGCUGUAUGAAAUUAAUCGAAAAGGCUGGUAUUGAAUUAUGUGGUAAAAACGCUGUUGUUUUGGGUAGAUCUGAUAUUGUUGGCACUCCUGUAGCUGCUCUAUUAAAAGAUAGAAACGCUACGGUCACAGUUUGUCAUAGUCGUACCACCAAUUUACCAGAAAUCUUGGCUAAAGCAGAUAUUGUAGUUGCCGCAUGUGGGAAGGCAAAUUUCGUCAAAGGUGAGUGGUUAAAGGAUGGUGUUGUUGUUAUUGAUGUUGGUAUCAAUUACAUCCCAGAUGUGACUAAAAAAAGUGGUAGAAAAUUGGUUGGUGAUGUAGAUUAUAACACAUGCAAAGAAAAAGCGUCGUUCAUCACUCCAGUUCCAGGGGGUGUCGGUCCAAUGACCGUUGCCAUGUUAGUAACAAAUGUUGUUUUGGCUGCCAAAAAACAACUAUUAAAAAAUGAAACCCCAUUAAAUAUUACACCAUUGCCCUUAAAAAUAGAAACCCCAGUUCCAUCUGAUAUUGAAAUCUCUAGAAAACAAACACCAAAACAUAUAUCUACAGUUGCUGAGGAAUUGGGCAUUCAUAAGCAAGAAUUAGAAUUGUUUGGGCACUAUAAGGCCAAAUUAUCCUUGGACAUUUUGGAUAGAUUAAAAGAUCGUGAGAACGGUAAAUAUAUAUUGGUUGCUGGUAUCACUCCAACACCAUUGGGUGAGGGCAAAUCCACCACUACAAUGGGCUUAGUUCAAGCUUUAUCUGCCCAUUUGCACAAGCCAGCCAUUGCUAAUGUUCGUCAGCCAUCAAUGGGUCCAACUUUUGGGGUUAAAGGUGGUGCUGCUGGCGGUGGGUAUUCACAAGUUAUUCCAAUGGAUGAAUUCAACAUGCACUUAACUGGAGAUAUACAUGCCAUUUCCGCCGCAAAUAACUUGUUAGCCGCUGCCAUUGAUACUAGGAUUUUCCAUGAAGCCACUCAAAAAAAUGAUGCCACUUUCUAUAAAAGAUUAGUUCCAGCAAAAAAGGGUAUUCGUAGAUUUACUAAAUCAAUGUUAAGAAGAUUAGAAAAAAUAGGUGUUAAUAAGACCAACCCAGAUGAUUUGACACCAGAGGAAAUUAACAAAUUUGCCCGUUUAAAUAUCAAUCCAGAUACUAUCACCAUAAAGAGAGUUGUUGAUGUAAAUGACAGAAUGCUACGUCAGAUAACUAUUGGCGAAGCUCCCACUGAAAAGGGUUUGAUAAGAAAAACCGGGUUUGAUAUUUCUGUUGCAUCUGAACUGAUGGCAAUAUUAGCGCUAUCUAAAAAUUUGAAAGAUUUACGAGAACGUGUUGGUCGCAUUGUUAUUGGUGCCAAUUACAAUAACGAACCAGUUACUUGCGAGGAUAUUUGUUGUGCUGGUGCAAUCACUGCUUUACUAAAAGAUGCCAUAAAACCAAAUUUGAUGCAAUCUUUGGAAGGUACACCAGUGAUGGUUCACGCCGGUCCAUUUGCCAAUAUCUCCAUUGGAGCUUCUUCUGUUAUUGCCGAUAGAAUUGCAUUAAAGCUGGUUGGUAAACAAGCUUCAGAUUCAGUUGCCGAAGAUAGAGAUGAAACUGGGUUUGUUGUUACCGAGGCUGGUUUUGAUUUCACAAUGGGUGGUGAAAGAUUUUUCAAUAUUAAGUGUCGCUCUUCAGGUUUACAGCCUAACGCUGUUGUUUUGGUAUCUACUGUUAGAGCCUUGAAAUUACAUGGUGGUGCCCCAGAUGUCAAACCAGGCCAAUCUUUACCGUAUGAAUACACACAAGAAAAUGUCGAAUUAGUUAGAAAGGGUGUUGCAAAUUUAGUUAAACAAAUUUCUAAUGCUAGACAAUUUGGCGUUCCGGUUGUUGUUGCUAUCAACAAGUUUGAGACAGAUACUGAAGAGGAAAUUGAAGUUAUUAAGAAAGCAGCUAUUAGAGCCGGUGCAUUCGAUGCAGUCACAUCUAAUCACUGGGCUGAAGGUGGUAAAGGUGCUGUUAAAUUGGCUGAGGCUGUCGUCAAAGCUACAAAACAAGAGAGUGAUUUUAAAUUAUUGUAUAAUGUGGAUUCUUCUGUUGAAGAUAAAUUACGUGCCAUUGUUACCAAAAUGUAUGGUGGUGCCAAAAUUGAAAUUUCACCGCAGGCCCAACAAAAAAUAGAUAUGUACAAAAGCCAAGGAUUCGGUAAUCUACCAAUUUGUAUUGCCAAAACCCAAUACUCCCUAUCACAUGAUCCGAAAUUGAAAAACGUUCCAACUGGAUUUACUUUUCCAAUCAGAGAUAUUAGAGCUUCUAUUGGUGCUGGUUAUUUGUAUGCUUUAGCCGCUGAAAUUCAAACUAUUCCGGGAUUGUCCACUUAUGCUGGUUAUAUGAAUGUUGAAGUUGGUGAAGACGGUGAAAUCGAAGGGUUGUUUUAG